CCUAACGCUACGCCGCAGCGGCAAGCAUGGCCGCGCACUCGAGAGGCCACAUCUGCCACUGCCUCGGCCGCAUCGAGGCCGUCCGGCGAGACUCUCCGGUCGCCAUCUCUGGACUCCGGCGGAGGACCGGCGAAGAGCUAGUGAAGGGCGUCCGCUCCCUCGCCCGCGGCCUGGCCGACUCCGGCGUCGCCAGGGGUGACGUCGUUGCCGUCGCCGCCCUCAACAGUGAUCAGUACAUGGAGCUGUUCCUCGCCAUCUCCUAUGUCGGAGGCAUCGUCGCUCCUCUCAAUCACCGCUGGGGCUUUGAGGAGGCAAGGAUGGCGAUGGAGCUCGUAAAGCCCAAGAUGUUAGCGGUGGAUGAAUACUGCAGCCCAUGGGCUGUCGAGCUGCAAACGAGCGACAGUUUGUCAUCUAUAAAGCUCUACCUUCUUAUUGGGGAGUCGUCAUCCAGCUUCAACUGCAAUCAUAGUUCUUUGCGUUUAAAUCUGAUUCAGAGGCUUGACAAACCUAUGCCAAUAAUUGAUCCAAUUUGUGCACCAGAGGACAUUGCUUUAAUAUGCUUUACAUCAGGAACCACUGGAAAGCCAAAGGGUGUAAAGAUAAGCCACACAGCUUUGAUUGUUCAAUCCCUUGCAAAGAUAGCUAUUGUUGGCUAUGGUGAGGAUGAUGUUUAUCUCCAUACAGCUCCUUUGUGCCACAUUGGUGGGAUAACUUCAUGCAUGGCAAUGCUAUUAGCAGGGGGUUGCCAUGUUUUCAUACCCAAGUUUGAUGCAAAGUUAACUUUUGAAGAAAUAAAAAAUCACCAAGUGACAUCAUUUAUUACAGUUCCUGCAAUGAUGGCUGAUUUAAUAUCAUUUAUAAGUAGAAAAUCCAACAUGUGGAGUGAUGGAGAAACUGUACGCAAGAUUCUCAAUGGUGGUGGUGGCCUAUCAGAAGAGCUUACAAAGUGUGCCAGUCACUUGUUCCCUCAUGCUAAAAUACUUUCUGCUUAUGGGAUGACAGAGGCUUGUUCUUCAUUGACCUUCAUGACCCUUUUUGACCCCAUGUUUAAAAAUGUUGGUGUAUCUUUUCAUGAUAAGAUCAAUGUUGAGGCAGACUCACGGCAUCACCAUUUAGGGGGAGUGUGUGUUGGGAAGCCUCCCCCUCAUAUUGAGCUGAAGAUAUCUGGCAGUAGUGACAAUUGUUGCACUUCCUUUGUUGGGAAUAUCUUAACUAGAGGUUUGCAUGUUAUGGUUGGGUAUUGGGACAGCACAGAUGUAAUUAUGGCAGAGUCUGCAGAGAACAGAUGGCUUGACACAGGUGACAUUGGCUGGCUUGAUGGCAAAGGUGAUCUGUGGCUUGUUGGCCGUGAAAAGGGUCAUAUAAAGACUGGAGGAGAAAAUGUUUACCCUGAAGAGGUUGAAGCUGUGCUUUCUCAGCAUCCUGGAGUCUUCAGAGUUGUGGUGGUUGGUGUUCCUGACAGCCGCUUCACAGAAAAAGUUGUUGCUUGUUUAAACAUAAAGGAAGGUUGGAAAUGGGUCGAUCAUAGUUCUAAAUACUCACUGGAGGCAAAAGAAGUUUCGCCUGAGAUCUUCCAAGACCAUUGCAGGCAGAGCAAUUUAAGCAGAUUCAAGAUACCAAAGAUCUAUUCUUUAUGGAGAAGACCUUUUCCAUUGACUACCACAGGGAAGUUAAAAAGGGAUGAUAUAAGAAAAGAAGUAAUGUCUUCCAUGCAACCAAGGAGCAAUCUGUGAUAUGAAGAUAGUUUUGAGCAAUCCAUGGUUUGAGCGACGAUUGGUGAUAGGUCAUAGAGGCAAUUCGCUCGUAAAUUAUGCUAAAAUCAAUUAAUUUUGAUCAGCAGAAGCUGUAUCAUCACUGAAUCUACCGAAGAAUGUUCUUUUUUCUGUUCUCUCUUCUGAAGAUCUGUAUCUGAAAAAUUGUCCAGUAUUAAAGUACUUGACUUUUAUAUUUCAAAGAAACAGACUAUUUCUGAUAUCA
Musa acuminata subsp. malaccensis (wild Malaysian banana) is the source of this 1977-nucleotide messenger RNA. RefSeq names its product 2-succinylbenzoate--CoA ligase, chloroplastic/peroxisomal. The record is from RefSeq and is a predicted model, not a curated record. NCBI's taxonomy places the organism in Eukaryota, Viridiplantae, Streptophyta, Magnoliopsida, Zingiberales, Musaceae. Gene Ontology annotation, biological process: fatty acid metabolic process. Gene Ontology annotation, molecular function: medium-chain fatty acid-CoA ligase activity.